Messenger RNA from Nilaparvata lugens (brown planthopper), 1654 nucleotides. Its product is annotated as toll-interacting protein. Gene Ontology annotation, molecular function: ubiquitin binding; ubiquitin conjugating enzyme binding. Gene Ontology annotation, biological process: ubiquitin-dependent protein catabolic process. Gene Ontology annotation, cellular component: cytoplasm. The transcript is spliced from 6 exons. The record is from RefSeq and is a predicted model, not a curated record. The coding region runs from base 100 to 951 and encodes 283 amino acids. Lineage: Eukaryota; Metazoa; Arthropoda; Insecta; Hemiptera; Delphacidae.
AGCACUGGCUGUCGUCUACACCUAUUGUGCAACCAUUGAUAAUACUUGUCAGUCAGUGUCAACGUAGAUCGGUUUGUUAUCAAAUGCGAAAUUGUUUCAAUGAUGGCUACAGCUACUUCAUCCGAUAAAAUAAACGAAGAAAGAAGGAAGAGGGUGUUUCUUGGAACUCUCCCUCCAGAUUUCCUGAGAAUAUCAGAAUCCACGCAACUGCAGCAAGAAUCAGCUGACCAGCAAACAGCCAUAGCUCUUCAACAGCAGAUGUUUGGCAGUUCUCUUGUACAGAAUCCAACUGGAAGGCUCAACAUUACUGUUACCAAUGCGAAACUUGUGAAAAACUAUGGAAUGACCAGGAUGGAUCCGUAUGUGAGAAUCCGAGUAGGCCAUUGUGUCUACGAAACUCAUACCGAUCCUAAUGGAGGCAAGAAUCCAAGAUGGAACAAAGUUAUACAAUGUUUGGUGCCUCCAGGCGUGAUUAGCAUGACGGUGGAGAUCUACGACGAGUGUUCGUUCACGAUGGACGAGCUGAUCGCGUGGGCCGUGGUGCCGAUCCCCACCUCGGUGCUGGCGGGCGAGACCCACGAGGACUGGUACCCGCUCACCGGCAAGCAGGGCGAGGGCCUCGAGGGCAUGAUCAACCUUGUGCUCAGCUAUUCGAACGUGCCAGUGAACCCCUACUUCUACCCGACGCAGGGCGUGGCUCCGGUAAUGAUGGUUCCUUCUACGGCAACCGGCUCACUGUACGGCAUCAGUCCCUAUGCGCCUGUGCAGGUCUACACCCAACCAACACCAGCCUCUGCCUUGCAGACGGUCGCUCAGUACAACGAAACCGAUUUCAAACAGAUAGAAGAAAUGUUCCCCAACAUGGAUAAGGAAGUUAUAAAAUCGGUCUACGAAGCGAACCGGUUCAACAAGAACGCAGCAGUCAACUCCUUACUCCAAAUGGCUGAGUAAAAUUUCUCUUUACAUCCAAGCUGCUUGGAAAUUUUAAAUUUCCAAUUUAUUAAUUUUUUAUCAAUUGUAACUUUCAGCCUGAAUGAUUUAUUUUGUAAAUUAUGCUACUCGAUUUACUUUUAUUGAAGUAUAGCCUAACUGUGACUUUUCAUUAACAUGAGAACCAUUUUCUUUUUUCAUUGAUUUUAAUCGUUAUAUUUCGAAAUCGAGUUUCUAUCUGAAAUUGAUAAGAUAUUAUUAAAACCAUAGGGUAUAAUGUUUAUCUUUUCAUCAAAGGUGUUACGUUUUUAAUGUAUAAGAUUGACCAAUGCCUAACGAUUUCUAACACUCAACAAUAAUGUAUGUUGUUAAGAUACAUAAAAUAUAUAAGAUAAACAUUGUUCGUAAUGUUGAUGAAUUUUCAUGUUACUUUCAUUCUUUUUCUUUAAUUUAUCGUGUUAUCAAAACAGUUUCCUGUUACAAUAUGUGCCAAUAACAUCUCUGAUUAUAUUUUAUAUUAAUGGAUAAAUGGUAGUUGAUAGAUUAUUUUAUAAGUGUUAAUUUUUUGCAAAUCAAGAAAUAUUUGAGUGCAACGAUUGAGUUUAUUAAAUUGUUAGUUUAUGUUUUAAGCUAUUUUGUUCACGUAAAUUCUUGAACCCUUCACUAUGAAUCUUUAUUCAAACAACAAAUGUUUAUUUUAAAAGCUUUCAAUGAAUGGUAAAUU